Fraxinus pennsylvanica is the source of this 756-nucleotide messenger RNA. The record is from the annotation of a GenBank genome assembly. Lineage: Eukaryota; Viridiplantae; Streptophyta; Magnoliopsida; Lamiales; Oleaceae.
AUGGCAAUGGCAGGGCGAUUAAGAUCGGGUAAUCCAUUCCUUCGUCGAGUCCUUACCUCCGACACUAUCUAUGCCGUCUCCGCCCAGAGACCCGCCGCACCAAAAUCCCUCCUCCGGCCUCUCACCAAUACCGAGCUAUCGAGGGACUUUGCCACUGCCUCCACAUCUACUGAGCAAAAAGUUAAGGUUCCUGUGACAAUGUUUGGUGUGUCUGGAAACUAUGCUUCAGCUUUGUACAUUGCGGCAGUUAAAGCUAAUGUGUUGGACAAGGUUGAAUCCGAGCUUACUGGCCUCGUUGAGGCUUCAAAGAGAAGUCCUGCAUUUUCUCAGUUUAUGAAGGAUUUAUCAGUAACUGCUGAUGUCAGAGUGAGGGCUGUAAAUGAAAUUAGUACUGAAGCUAAAUUUUCAGAUAUUGCGAAGAACUUCUUGGCUGUUGUAGCUGAAUUUGGGAGGCUGGCACAUUUAGAGCAUAUAGCUCAGAGAUUUACGGAGCUGAACAUGGCACACAAGGGAGAAGUUAAAGUCAUUGUAACAUCUGUGAUUCCUCUACCUCAAGAAGAGGAGAAAGAGCUGAAAGAAACAUUGCAGGAUAUGAUGGGUCAGGGGAAGAAGGUUAAGGUUGAACAGAAGAUUAAUCCCAGCAUUCUUGGUGGGCUUGUGGUGGAAUUUGGACAAAAAGUUUUUGACAUGUCCAUAAAGACUAGGGCACGCCAGAUGGAGCGAUUCCUGCGGGAACCUGUCAACUUGGACAGCUAA